UCAGAUUUGCCAUUUUGUCUUUCGACAAUUUCGAAAUAUCUUUUUCUUAUUUAUAAGGCUGCGUUCACUGCCAGUAAUACUGAAAAUCUAUAGUUUAUGUCACGUACACUGUAAAUUUUCAGUACUGGCAGUAAAUAUCGGAAUGCAGCCAUAGUAUAUAAAAUUUCGCUGACACACUGCAGUGUUGUUUUUUUAUAUCAUGUUCCAGGAAUUCGUGGAGAAACCCGCAUACGCGUUAGCUUCGUUCAGAAAAUGCAGAUUUCUUUGAAUUUUUGAUUCUUUGAGUGCGUUGAGAAAUGCAGGCAAAUUGUUACUCGCAGGUAUAAUAUUCGCAGAGUCAGUGAAUUUUUUCUAUCAAGUUUCUUCUUUGAUACGUCGAUUCUCCGUCGAUGUUAUGUUCCUGAUUUUUAACCUGAAAACUAAAAGAAAAGAGGAUUGCUUAAGGCGGAUCCCCAUACCUUAAGGACCGUCUACAACGGCAGGAAGCAGUAAGAAGUAAGAUAUAUUCCCAUUGGCCAGUUUUUGAAAUAAUCUAUUUCGAUUGGUCUUCUCUCUGAUUUUAGGAAUCUAACUGCUCCGGGGAUAAUUGAAAAGUUUUGAUAUUAUCGAUCAGUUAUGAAUCAUGAUUGAACUGAAGGUAAGUAUUGAUUUGACCGAGUGCUUUAAUUUAUCGAAUUAAAUUAUUUUAUCGACAAUAAACAGAUUUAUGUGUAUAAUGCAUAAAUAUUUGGUUAUAUCUGUAGUUACCUACAGUGCAGACAAAACUGAUCGAUAAUAUCCAAACUCUUCAAUUAUCCUGGGCCUCCCGGGCCUCAGAAAUGAUGUCAUUUGUCCACAGGUAUCGAUCAGUAUCGAUCUUUAAUAGUAUCUCUCUCUCUCUCUCUGUUUGUCUCUUAUCUGUCUGUCUGUCUCUCUCGUCGAUAAAUGGUUUUGAAGGUUUGGAGUAUAGAACGAUCGUGGCGCCAUUUGGGCGAUGCUACAUGCUUGGGAACUAUCCACGAUCCAAGGUCAUAUAUAAGCGCGUCCUCCCCCGGAUCCUAGCCCGGCCCCGGGUCGUAGUCACCAGUAGUCACUCGCAGUUGGUGGAGUGAGUGUGUAAGCGUGUUGCUGGUGACUGUUUGGUCGUGCGUUAUGCAUUCCGAUGCAUUCUCGUGAAGAGCACGCGUGAGUGCACAACACGCGAGUGUGCGAUACGAGUUACGCGUGCGAUGAAUGCGAUUACUUGACGAGACUACUCACGAAUCUCCUCGACCCUUAUCGUGCUGGAUUUAUCGAAACAAAUGCGACGGUGUAAUGACACAGAAAUCAUGGUGUAACUCUAAUUGGGAGGUAACAAUCGCAAUUGUUUAAGCCUCAACCUCUUGGCAUAAUUUAUGUUCUCGUGUCAGUAAAGAUGAUCGUCAAGAACAAGUCUUGUCGAAUGGUGAGUGAUGAAUAAUUUGUAAUUAAAUUUUCUUGUUUAUCAAAGAUGCACAUUCUCAAAGGGCUUGUUCUCAUCGUUUCAGUUUACUAUUUUAUUUUUUUGUAAUUGUCACAUAAAUGUGUCAUUGUUUGUAAUUGGUACGAUUUCAUUUGACAAUUAUACAACUGUACAACUCAACUUGAGCUAUGUAAAUAUUACACAAAAGUACCAUAGUGCAAUUUUUGAAGAAGACUUCUUAUCUGGCAGAUUUAUCUUAUCUUUAUAGCAUACAAGUUUCAUUCGCUUUUUUUAUUGCAGUGUUUGCAUAGUAUUAUAUACAUCAUACAUUUUAAAUAGAAAUCACAAUCAAGUCCAACUGCAUCGAUACUGUACUGAAGAUCUGAUGCAAAGAAUUCAUUUUGUUGAUCACUUUCUAGUUUUUUUCUAUGAUUGUUUUCCAUUAGCACACUGCUUAAGUUAAAGUGACGCAAGUUGCAUGUUAUAACAAGAUGGCAAUUGGAAGUAUUAUCUGUGGUGCAAGUACCCCAAAAGUGAAGAAAAAGAAAGUAAAGACAACUGAACGCAGUUGGAUAGAAGCAACAUUUCAAAAGAGGGAAUGUACGAAAUUUAUUCCAAGCGCGGAGGAUGAGCAUAGAUGUUGCUGCGGUAAUUCGUACACUCAUCAUUGUGGAACUGGGGCAGAUGUUCAAAGUUACAGUCUCAGCAGUAAUAGAGAGAAAGAUCAGGAGCAAUGGUCCCAAGCAAAAAAUACACGUUCUUUCCCGACUGAUGCGUACGGUACUAUAGAAUUUCAGGGUGGUCCUCAUCCCACAAAAGCACAAUACGUAAGAUUGGCUCACGAUACGCGGCCAGAACCGAUUGUGCAGCUAUUGUGUCGGGAAUGGAAUUUAGGUUUGCCCAAGUUGUUGAUUACGGUACACGGCGGACGGUCGAACUUCGAGCUUCAACCAAGCCUGAAGAAAGUUUUACGUAAGGGCUUAUUGAAAGCUGCGAAGACAACGGGAGCAUGGAUAUUCACAGGCGGAACCAACACAGGUGUUACGCGGCAAGUCGGCGACGCGCUGUUGCUGGAACGCUCUCAACGACAAGGUCGUGUGGUGAGCAUAGGUAUUGCCCCUUGGGGAAUUUUGGACAAGAGCCAUGAGCUGGUUGGUCGCGGCGGAGAGGUGUCGUAUGAUUGCGUCUCCUCGCCAUGGACUAAGUACACAGUAUUAAACAACCGACAUGCCUACUUCUUAUUAGUGGACAACGGUACUGGCGGUCGUUACGGUGCAGAAAUUGUUCUUCGCAGAAGACUGGAAAAAUAUAUUUCGAAUCUGAAGUUACAACCAUAUACGCACAGUAGUAUACCUGUGGUCGCGUUGGUCAUCGAGGGUGGAACUAACACUAUUCGUGCAGUUCUGGAAUACGUGACCGAUGAUCCACCGGUACCGGUUGUCGUUUGCGAUGGUUCUGGACGUGCAGCCGAUCUAAUCGCUUUCAUGCACAAAUGGAGAGAUGGGCAAACCGGUGAGGGUGAAGGGCCGCUGGAGGGCGUCAAAGAACAAGUUUUAGAGACGAUCAAACGUACCUUUCAAGUCUCCGCCGAACAGGCGAGUCAGCUCUGUUCCGAGCUCCUACAGUGUACACGAAAAAAACAUUUGAUCACUGUGUUCAGGAUAUCGCAAGACAGGCCGCAAGAACUCGAUCAAACCAUCUUGACAGCUUUAUUUAAGUCGAAGCAACUGUCGCCGGCUGAGCAGUUAUCUCUUUCUUUAAUAUGGAACAGGGUGGAUAUUGCUCGUAGCGAGAUCUUCGUGUACGGCCAAAAGUGGCCGCUUGGCGCUUUAGAACAGGCGAUGAUGCAGGCGCUUCAACAUGACAGGAUAGACUUUGUGAAACUUCUACUGGAAAAUGGCGUAUCCAUGCGGAAAUUUUUAUCAAUACCUCGCCUUGAGGAGCUGUAUAAUACGAAAGAGGGUCCAUCGAACACGUUGGGUUACAUACUGCGCGACGUGCGACCAAACAUUCCACGAGGCUACAUGUAUACGCUGCACGACAUCGGUCUCGUGAUCAACAAAUUAAUGGGCGGCGCGUAUCGCGCACAGUACACGCGCAGAAGAUUUCGUAUGAUCUACACGAAAGUGAUGAAGCGAUCCGGCGGCGGCCAUCAGCCGUACAUGCAUCGGAACAGUUGCGCACCAAACUGCAACACGCGCUACUACACGGGCUCCGGCAACAAAUCUGACAGCCUGACGAUGAGUCUGCUCGCCGAGACGUUGCCAGCUAAUCGCGACACUCCGCUCUUCGAUUAUCCCUUCAACGAGCUGCUGAUCUGGGCGGUGUUAACAAAGCGUCAGCAAAUGGCCCUGCUAAUGUGGCAACACGGGGAGGAGGCGUUGGCAAAGGCGCUUGUUGCACUGAAACUGUACAAAGCGAUGGCGCACGAGGCGGCCGAGGAUGAUUUGGAGACCGAAGUCUACGACGAAUUGCGUGGUUACGGAAAGGAGUUUGAAAACAUCGCACUCGAAUUAUUGGACUAUUGCUAUCGGCAAGAUGACGAUCAGACGCAACAGUUGUUGACUUCGGAAUUGCAAAAUUGGUCGGGACAAACGUGCUUGUCGCUCGCGGUCACGGCGAACCAUCGGCCACUAUUGGCACACCCCUGCAGCCAAAUCAUUCUGGCCGAUUUGUGGAUGGGCGGCCUUCGUACGCGUAAAAAUACUAAUUUGAAGGUGAUUAUGGGACUAUUCUGUCCUGUAUAUAUCACGCGAUUGGAGUUUAAGAGUAGAGAAGAAUUACAACUGAUGCCGCAAACGCAAGAAGAACAUCUGAUAGCUCUGGAAGACGAGAAAGAGGACAGCGAUUCUGAGCACAGUACACCAGCAGGACCGGAUGUGGAGAAACGUCUUCGCAGGAGCCUGAGCAUACGCAACAAAUCCAGCAGCCAACCAGGCGUUAAGGCUUUAAUUAGCAACGAACACAGUACAAUAGUCAAGGAGACGAUUGUCCAGGAGAAUGGGAAAGUAUUGACGGACAACGAUGAUGGUAUACAUCGCGCUUACGGUCUCCGAUCCGAAUAUUAUGAUAAUAAAACAACUAGGCCAUUAAGAUUGCGGAAGAAACUGUACGAAUUCUACACUGCUCCGAUUACAAAAUUUUGGGCGAAUGCGAUAGCGUACAUCAUCUUUCUACUUUUGUUCUCGUACUGCAUACUGGUGCGCAUGGACGAUCAUCCGUCAUUAGCCGAGAUAUACGCGAUCGCGUACAUCUGCACCCUCGGGUGCGAGAAAAUGCGCGAGAUCGCGAUCUCGGAGCCGGCGAUACUCUCGCACAAGUUUAGCGUGUGGGCAUGGAACAUGUGGAACCCGUGCGACGCCGCGGCGAUCAUAUUUUUCCAAAUUGGACUUGCUUUACGCCUGCGACACUCGACUUUAGAUGUAGGUCGCGUGAUAUACUGUGUUGAUUGCAUCUACUGGUAUUUACGCAUACUCAACAUCCUUGGUGUCAACAAAUAUUUUGGUCCCCUCGUGACCAUGAUGGGAAAGAUGGUUAAGAACAUGAUAUAUUUCGUGGUACUUUUAUUGGUCGUACUCCUGAGUUUUGGCGUAGCCAGGCAAGCUAUACUAAAUCCUAAUUCUGAGCCGAAGUGGCGCAUAAUACGAGAUAUAUUUAUGGAGCCAUACUUUAUGCUGUAUGGAGAAGUGUACGCCGAUAACAUAGAUCCCGAUUGCGGGGACGAACCGGGAAUGAUUCCGUGCCUGCCGGGCCGUUGGAUCACGCCUGCUGCAAUGUCCGUGUACCUUUUAAUUGCCAAUAUCCUGCUGAUAAAUCUGUUAAUAGCGGUAUUUAACAAUAUUUUCAACGAGGUGAAUGCUAUAGCUCAUCAAGUCUGGAUGUUCCAACGUUUUACCGUUGUUAUGGAAUAUGAGCAGAAACCGGUGUUGCCGCCGCCGCUUAUAGCGAUUUGCCACGUAUAUUUACUGCUGAGAUAUUUCCUGAGGCAUAUUACGCAAGGUAAAAGUGGCACUGGUGAGGCUUACGACAACGGGCUGAAAUUGUUUCUCGAGGCCGAUGAUAUGGAACGUCUGUAUGACUUCGAAGAGGAUUGCGUCGAAGGCUAUUUCCGCGAGCAGGAGCUCAAGCUGCAAAUGUCGACGGAAGAGCGCGUCAAAGUUACGACGGACCGGGUGGAGAAUAUGCAUCAGAAGAUCGAGGACAUCGACAAGAAGGAGAGCAAUCAGAAUGCGUCUCUUCAGGCGGUCGAGUUUCGUAUUCGCAAGUUGGAAGAGCUGAGUCAGCAGACCGUAGCACAUCUCGGGGUGAUUCACCGUUUCAUGGCGACGUACAUGCCGAACGAGGGACUGUCCGGAUUAGAGACACUGGACAGUAUCCGGCAGCGUCGAGUAUCGGAGCGAUCGGAAGCCUUCUCUGAGGCGGACUCUCACACGCAUUUGUCAACGGCUACGCGACGCAAGAAGCUCCUACGCUCUCUCACCGAUGGUACCUUCUUAAACGUCAACCAGCCGAUAGAAGACCAUAUUCUAAAGAUAUCCGAGACUGUGACUUCUCGCGAGAAUCUCAGCAGGCAUGAUUCCUCCGUGAGCGUGGAUGCACACGUCGGUCAGGAUGAUGUGAAGACUACCACGAGCGUGGAGACUGAGGGCAGCAAAGAUGUUCUCGAGGGCGAAACGGCUGGCAAGAAGGAAACGCAGUUUGAGAGAGGAAUCAGCCAAGAUGUCAGCAGAGAGGUGAGCAGGGAAGUCAGCCAGGAGGAGGCCGCCAGCAGGGAACAGAGCAGAGAGGUCAGUAGAGAGACGAGCAGGGAGGCGAGUAAGGAAGCCAGCAGUGAGAACCCGCCCUCGGACACGAGGCAAGACUCGACGGAACGUACGUUCCGGCAAGAUUCCUCGGAACGUACGUUCAGGCAAGAUUCCUCGGAACGUACGUUCAGGCAGAAUAGCAGAACCCGAUCAGAGUCCGAUGACAUCAUGCUGUUCACCCAAAGGGUAACUUGGGCGGAACCUCGCGUGGAUGUGAUCCCAUCGUCUGUCACCUCGGUUAGCAGUGCGCCAAGGUCCAUCCUGUCGAUGAUGCGCGCCGAAUACACGAGCAUAACCGACGAUAUUGAGAUAUGUUGCGACAUGCUAAGUCCGCCGCGAAAGGCACCGACCUCGCCGCCGCCCUCGCGGCGCGACAUAUCGGAGAUGUCGAACACGGAAAUGGCAUUACAAAUAGAGAACGAGCACCUGCGCGACGCCGAAGAGUGCGACUAUCAACAGCUGGAGGAUCUGAUUCAGCGGCGUUAUCGCAGCGACAACAACGACGGCGACGGUAACGACGACGAUAAUCGCGCCGCGGACGAAGCCGGCGGCGUCGCGUGCUUCUUUAACGUGACCAGCGAGCACCGCCAGCUGCGUCGCGCUUCCGCGAUCGACGAGGACUCGCGUCGGCCGCCGCCGAUGAUCAGUGUCACUCGUGAGAUCGAACAGACGCUUGCACGACCGCCGAUACGCGACUCGGAAACGGCCGAUCCAAACGAUAAGAAUCUGAGCACUGUGCCUGCUCCCGCUUCCGAAACCAUGUGUUAAAUGAGACGGUGUAUGCCUCCGUAUUUUUCUUCGAACAGCUCUGAGAAUUAUAAUUUACAAUUCGGGAGCAGAUCGAUUGCUUGUAAAAUGAUGACUAUUUGACUUCAGGUAAUCGCAUUGCGAGAUAUUGAUUUUCUAUGAAUUGAUUGCAUUCGCUAUCGUUCAUCGCGUAUCGAAUUUUGGAUGUUCAAUGAUCAUGAGCAAGUAUAAAUAAUCAGUCUUCUUGAUGAUUAUCUCGCGGCAUGCGAAGCUUGUACGAUCGCAGGAGAGUCUGUGCAUCCUCCGCGAUUUGUGACUUAACGCGAGUCUGUCUCAAGUUCACUCGCUCAUAAAAUAUUGGCGAAAUUAAUUUCGCAUGGCCUAAAUAGUGAAUUUGUCGAUAAAACUAAGUAAUUAUACAUUUUACGUGUAAUAAUCGUGUAUUUUUAUCAAUUUUUAUAUAUUACAUUAUUGCGUUGGUGCUUUGAAUCUUCUAUAGUAAUUGUAACGACGCGUAUACAUAUAUUUAUUAUUGACCCUUGAACGCGUUGUCCUAUAUAGAAUCGUAUAUGUAGAGAGCGUUGAAUUCGGAAUUACUUCUGUGCACUGAUUAAAAUUGUUCACACCGUGUCUCUAUGCUAUAUUUAUCCGGUGCAUCGAAUUACAUGAAAGUCGUACGACGUACUGCAUUCGGGAGAAAAAGUUACGUUGCCUCUACCUGUGUCCGUCACGUUUGAUGCAUCCUCUGCAUUUCAGAAUCCUUCCAUUUCGGUAGAUUGCCGUGUAACUUCGUGGUUUUAUAUGCGCACGACUUAUUCAACGAACUAUCUAUUUUAGAAUGGAUUAUCAAAGAAGAGCGCGUACUCUCGCGACACGUUUUGUACAUAAGCACUUAGCGAACGAUUGCAUCUUAUGAUACUUUAUGCAUGAUUUUUAGAUGUAACACUUUAAUUUGUUUUGUAAUAACAAUUUACGACGGAGUAUUCCUUUAAAUUGGAGUACGAAUUCUCAUCACAAUCGAUUUAAGGUGUAAAUAACAUUAUAUAUAUAUAUAUACACAUUAGCGUGAGUUGCGAAACCGUGGGCUUUAUUAUCCUUACUGCCGGAUAUUUCAAUCGGGAUAAUUUUUCGAGGUGUAUUUAGGGCCUUACAUAAGCGCGCGCACUUUCAGCUGCGUCAGACUUCACGGACCAUUCGAAAGCGAACCAUAUCACGCAGAUAACGUUCUAAUGAACUGAAGCCAGUCUGCGUUAGUACAAUUGCAAGAGUAUCUAAAAGGAACAAAACUUUGAUACCUGUACCUAAAAUGCCUAAAUAUGUAUAGAAAUAUAUAUAUUGCGUAUAAUAAUUAUACGCGUAUAAAAAUUGGAGAAAAGGUGGCAGAUUCAAGCGUGUUCAGCAAACGUUACUUAACGUUUACGUAAAUGCUAACGUAAUGUGUGACUUAACGUUAUACUUAACAUUAUAGGGUGCGUUCCACUUAACGCUCGCAACGACCGCGAACAUCAUUCUAUCUUUAUUCAAUGUUCAGUGAGCAAUAAAGACAGAAUGAUGUUCGCGGUCGUUGGGAGUGUUAAGUGGAACGCACCUAUAAUUGUAAAUUGAUGUAGCAAUUUAUUAUUAUACACUCUAUUUAAUUUCUAGCAUGUUACAUAGCAACCUUCUAUAUUUUUUGUCUAGAUCAAUUCUUGUGUAAUGUUGUAUUGAAUCAUUAUGUGUGAAUAGUACAGUCAAAUUUAAUUAAGUCAAAUUGUUAUUUGUGCAAGAUAGGUGAUAGGUUUACCACCAUAUUUAAAUAAUUUUAUGUCGAUAAGUGAUUCGAGAUAUCUCCAUAGUAUCUCAUUUUGCAUACCUGUAAGAUAUUUCACACAUUUUUCUAAAUUUCAAUGCACUUUAGCUUUCGAAUUAUUUGGAUAAAAUGAAAAAAAAAUAUAUAUAUAUAUAAAGCAUCGAUUUUACGAAUAUAGUAUUCUCUUAAUUCAAUAAGAGCCUGGUGCUCCAGUUAGAACGAGGCUUUUUGGCUUCAUUAUUAUAUCAAUGUAUAAAUCAAAAGCAAUAUAAUUAUAUUUAUAAAAUAUAUUCGCGAUAGAUGGCAAUAUUAUCUAUUAUAAAUAACGUUUACUUGCACAAUUGUUACAUUUGCCAGUUGAUCGGGACAAUAUUAGCGUUGAUAUGGCAUUGGACAUACUUGCGCUAAUUUCUGUGAAAUAUUUUAUAAUGUGUUAAUUUAUACGUACGAUUGUCGCAUCAUUUUCGUCAAUGAGUCGACUACUUAUUAUAGAUAAAUUUCUACUUGUAUUGCGUUAAGAAUACGAGAUACAUUUGAAUGCGUUUAAUAGAUGUAUUAUGAGACAGACAUGUGCAUAUGUAUGUAUAUGGCGAAUUAUUUGCUCAAUUUUAUUUUCGUAUACAUUAUACGUGUGUAAAAGUUUUACGAUAUCGACAGUACGCUCGCACAGUAUAACUGUGUACGUGUACGCAACAUAGAAAUGAAUUUGAAUUUCCGAGCACACGCGUGAAAUGUCGGAACAACAACAAUAAUUCUAGUAUUAAAAAAACCGAUAAUAAUAAUAGCACGUACUUCUAUGCAUACAUAUUUAUUGAAUGCAAUAUUCAUUGCAUACUUACGCCGAUUGUACUUCGAGUAUAUACGUAUGUACACAUACGAUGUACGUACAUAGUUACAUUUGUACUUUACUGCUUAAAUAUUUGUGUGUUUAUCCGUUUUUGACAUUAUCGCAGGUAGUUACAUUCUUUUCUCUUCUUUUCUCGGAUGCGUUUGCGUUACGUUCCAAACGCUCUAGUCAUAGCAAAAUACCAUCGAAUUAAAUGUUAAAGCGUAUAAACACCAUAUCAAUUGUAACGGUUUUUCGAACCGCACGUAUACUUCAUUUAAAUAACGAAACUUGUGCAAAGAGCAGAAACCAAACGAGCAUUGUCUAUCGGUUUUUGGCCAAGCUAGAUGUAUGUAAGCUAAGUGUCAACAUUUCGUUAUUAGGAUCUAUUCCGUCUAAAUACUGGCAAUCAUUUUACGGUACUUGUUCCAAAAUUGCACGCGAACAUGCUAUCUUGUCGAUUGUAAAGAAUUGUACGAAAGGUACCGAUGUAUUAGCUGCUAACAGAUAACAAAAGAUAUAGUUUGUAACUCUAAAAAAUCGUUAAUUGAUCCUUAUCGCGUCGUAAAUCGCAAAUCAGCAAAUUUCGCUGAGAAUUAAUUAACGUUGCCGCACAAGUAGCGGAUACUCCGCAUUCCUUACUCCGCAAAAUAAUCUUAUUUAUAAUCGCUGUUGUCAUAUUUGAUCGAGCAAAAAAACAAUCAAACCAAAACGAGAUGAUAAUAAUAGGCGUUUCAGCAAGCUUACAGCGAACGGAAAGAAAAUUGUAUUUAGAGUCUAGCACAAUUGUCCGACAGUACAAUAUACACCGACAAAUAACGUGCGAUACGCACACAGUGUAAACGAUCGAGCGAAGCUCUCAUUUGUAGUAUCUCGGGCAUUGCAUAAUUGUCUACCGCCGUGCAGUUGAUGAUCGUAAAAUACGUGCCUUCUCUCGUCGUACUAUCUGGUUUUUUACAAUAUACAAAACGCAUGCAAUCAAUUUUAUUAUUACUGUAUCUGAGAUAUCGAUUCUCUGCGACACGUGCUUAUCUUAUAUUAUUAACUCGCGUGACUCCGUAUAAGGCACAUUGUUAUUUCCGAAAUUUCUUAAGAUUCUAAUUGUAAUCGUGACUUUUUGCUCGUCAUGUUUUUUCGACGUACGCGUAUGUUAUUCAUUAAUAUUACGUGAUAUUUUUCUUUCUUGUGCGCGCAUAGCUCGCUUGCAACGUAUGCACGUAUGAGCGGCGACUCGAGUUUCUUAACACUCAUUAUUUCCUUGCGACCGCAACCGAACUAUACGCCAAAUGUGAUUGUUGUAAGAAUCGUGACCGAUUGCAUCUCGUGUGCGACGCUGUACUGCGGCAUCAAGAAUAGAAAUUUGUCCAAAGAAAUAUAUACAUAUUAUUUC
Ooceraea biroi (clonal raider ant) is the source of this 10977-nucleotide messenger RNA. It is a transcript of the gene Trpm, whose product is annotated as transient receptor potential cation channel, subfamily M. Gene Ontology annotation, cellular component: plasma membrane. Gene Ontology annotation, molecular function: monoatomic cation channel activity. NCBI's taxonomy places the organism in Eukaryota, Metazoa, Arthropoda, Insecta, Hymenoptera, Formicidae. Gene Ontology annotation, biological process: monoatomic cation transmembrane transport; protein tetramerization; metal ion transport. The record is from RefSeq and is a predicted model, not a curated record.